UCAAUCGCAAUGUAGUUUCAAACACAAUCUUUCAAAGUUUGACUGGGGAAUUGAGGUGAGGAUGCAAACAGUGCCGCUGUCGUUUGGAAAAAGGAAGAGAAAAAAAUACGUUAUAAAAAUAUAUCAACCUGGGAUUUGUUCCGAGACAAAUGGUCUUCGUUCAAGAUUAACAUUGAAUAAUAAUGGUGGAGAUAAUUGAGUAAAAUCUAUCAAUUUCAACGAUUAAAAGGAUAAUGUAUUCAAUCGAUUUAGAUUUUUGUCGCUUGGAUUAGUUCUGCAGCCUUCUCAGUCAUGCAGUUAGAAUUCCGAACAUUGAUGUUUGGAAUUGUAACACUGCUGGUUAUAUUUCUGAUAAUUGCUGAUAUUGCUGAAGUCCAGGAAGAAAUUGGGAAUAUUGGAGGUUCCAGAACAUUGUACUUGCACAGCCUCAUCCCCAAGCUCAACAGAAAUGUAGCAGUGAAAGCCAAUCCUACACCUUUAGGCAAUGAAGGGGAGGAAAAGAGUCCUGCUUCUCCUUCAGGCUUGAAGAAUGCCACCAGGCUCCCUUCAGAUAACUGGACCUUCAACAGAACCCUCUCCAGCCUCAUCAGGAAGAACAUCCUGGGGUUCUUUGACCCAGAGAGGGACAUCUCUAUUCUGAAGGGCACAUUGAAACCUGGAGAUGUCAUCCACUACGUCUUUGACCGUCAGAGCACUACCAACAUCUCAGAGAACCUGUACCGGUUGCUACCCACUGCAUCCCCCAUGAAGAACCAGCACCACGGAAGCUGUGCCAUCGUAGGGAACUCUGGGAUCCUACUCAAUAGCAGCUGUGGGCCAGAGAUAGACUCCCAUGACUUUGUAAUCAGAUGUAACCUGGCACCAGUGGAAGAGUAUGCUGGGGAUGUGGGGCGGCGCACCAACCUAGUGACCAUGAACCCAUCGGUGGUGCAGCGGGCCUUCCAUGACCUAGCCAGUGAGCAGUGGAGGGAGCGCUUCCUGCAGCGGCUCCGGGGCCUCAGCGGCAGCGUGCUGUGGAUCCCAGCCUUCAUGGCCAAGGGAGGAGAGGAGAGGGUGGAGUGGGCAAUCCGUCUCAUCCUGCUGCACACGGUGGAUGUGCACACCGCCUUCCCCUCACUGCGCCUUCUCCAUGCUGUCAGAGGGUAUUGGCUGACUAACAAUGUCCAGAUCAAGAGACCCACUACUGGUCUGCUGAUGUACACCAUGGCCACUCGCUUCUGUGAGGAGAUCCAUCUGUAUGGCUUCUGGCCUUUCCCUCGGGAUUCACAGGGGAAACCAGUCAAGUACCAUUACUAUGACACUCUGACCUACGAGUACACAUCCCAUGCCAGUCCACACACUAUGCCAUUGGAGUUCAGGACACUGAGUUCACUCCACAGACAGGGGGCGCUGCGACUCAACACUGGCUCUUGUGAUGCAGGAAUGUAAUCUAAAAAAGCAGCAUGGAAUGUACACUGAGUAUACCAAACAUUUCGAUCACCUUCCUAAUAUUGAGUCACAAAGUUGGCUGGAUGUCCUUUGGGUGGUGGACCAUUCUUGAUACACAAGGGAAACUGUUGAGUGUGAAAAACCCAGCAGGGUUGCAGUUCUUGACAUAAACCGGUGCACCUGGCACCUACUACCAUACCCUGUUCAAAGGCACUCUCUGACUGGCACACAUACACAAUCCGUGGCUCAAUUGUCUCAAGGCUUAUAAAUCCUUCUUUAACCUGUGUCCUCCCCUUCAUCUAUACUUAUUGAAGUGGAUUUACUAAGUGACAUCAAUAAGGGAUCAUAGCUUUCACCUGGAUUCACCUGGUCAGUCUGUCAUGAAAAGAGCAGGUGUUCUUAAUGUUUUGUACACUCAGUCUUUUUGGGAAAAGACCUCUUUCUGAGUUGAUGUCUAUCAGACACAGACAUCUCAAAGGAAAUAGUUUCAUUGUAUGAAACUGUUACAGGACACUUUAAUGAAGCUAUGAAUUGAGUUCCAUGACCGUAUGUAGGAUCAUGCAUGUCUAAUUUGGGCUCAUAUUGUUGCCCUACAAGAGACAUGAGCAGUGAAUAAUUUUGAAAACAUGUUUACAGUAACCUGUGAAAAUGAUCUAAAACAUAAACGUGUUGCUUUGUUCAUUGUUAAAUCAAACUAAUUGGUGUUGGUAGGCAAAUUGCUUCUUUGUCAAUGAGAAGACUGAAAAUGUUAUUGCAUUUACAUGGCAAGUGUGUCAUCUAAAAUGAAUGUAAUUACAACGUUUAUAAAUACUUCCUCCAAGGGCAAUGUGAAUUGAACUAUAUCAAUAAUCAAUUUUGGUCAAUAUUCCUUUGAAAUAUACAAUAAAUCUACUUCAUCAGUACUGUUGGAGACAUCAUGUUAUAUCAUAUCAUAUUAGACAGAUUGAAGGCAGGAACACCAGUCUGCAGGGCACUGGUUGAACCACAAGAUGGAAGCACUUCUUCAUAGGGAAGCUAGCUAUAUGUAAUAUUAUUGCAUUGUCUUACAUUUUAAAAAUCCUUAAUAUAUCUACAGUAAUAGUGAAAUGAUAGUGUUUAACAAUAUUUCCACAAAAUGUUUUAUUGGGCUCACACAAAAUUGCAUUCUAAUGGUGUAGGCUUCUUAUUGAUUAGCAAAAGACGGAUCGUCUCUUGUUGUCAAAUUGACUGGGGCCAGCAAAUCUCUUGUUGUCAAUUCAACAACGGACCAGUGAAUUUGACAAGAGAUUUACUGGCCCCAGUCAAUUUGACAACAAGAGAUUUGCUGGCCCCAGUCAAUUUGACAAGAGACAGUUCAUUGUUGAGUUGUUACAUGUAGUACCUUUAAUUAGUGAACAUGGGUUCAACUACAUGCUAAUAUACAUAUUUGUGAUGGUUUGUAAGCUUUCACUUUAAACUGGGAAUUUGAUCAUUGAAGUAGUAGGUGUAGGCCUAGUUUCUUAUCUUGCCAUAACUUCUUCCUUAUCAGGGAAACUGUGUGUUACAAGGAAUGACACAAUUGCAUUUCUUUCCUUCUGUUCUGUUUGGAGUUUGGUGUAUAAUGAGUCUUUGAAUAUAGUGUGUUCACUUAUGUUUUAUUUUCAUUCGAUUUGGAGAUAAGAGGUAACUGCACACAGAAAUCCCUGGGUAAAGCAUGAAUGGCUGAAAAUACAGCACAUUCGUAAUCAAAACAAUCAAAACAAAAACAAGAUGGUUUCAUUGAUCCUACAGAUGAUCUACAGAGGCCACAGCAAGUGUUGUAGACAACAACCAGUUGCUUUGUGAGAGGACCCUCUUCAAGCCACAGGACUCCAGUCAUCCAGGGCAGACAUGGGCUAUUAUUAGUUUACCUAGAGUGCUCAGUCAAAGGCAGUAUAACGGAGUAAUGUUGAAAAGAGGCACUCAACUGGUGUGGAAAAUUUGAGAUAAUACAGUCCAACAGGGAACACACCCAGCUGUUCACACACUACUGUUUACACAGGAACAGCCAACAUCUUCAACCUUUCCCUGAGGUUUUGACAAUGACUUUUUUGGAAUGUGCCUCUUAAGACCAUUUCCAAAUAUAGGUGUGUUUAAGACCUUGGCUAAUGUUUUGCUGUUCAGAAGGUUGUGGUUGUUUUACUAAAUGCCCUACUCAUCAAUAAGUAGGAAGCUGUUCCUGUGAAAAUGUUUUAUGUUGUCAACUGGACAUCAUAAUCGUCAGACAACUUGUUAUCAACGAAUAAUGUGAACAUUGUUUCUUAACAAAACUGGGGCUUGAGAUGGAAUGUGUGUAAAUAUUUUGCAGUCUGUUUAUAUGCACCUCUAGCUCAAGGGAGCUGUGGUAAAGAAAGUUAUAUUUAAUUCUAAAAGUCAUUUCAAAGGUUUGGCAAGAUGUUCAGCACUGUAGAAAAUGUUUACUUCCACGGCGGGAACAUGCCUCUGUUAAUAGAUGUUAGUAGAAGUAUUUAAAAUAUUCGUAGUGUGGCCUACUCCAGUCGCAGCCUCUCAUGUGUUCUCACACACGUGAUCCUUCUGCAAAAAAAAGUGUUGUUUUGAUAGGAUUCUUCUGUAGAAUUACAUGUUGCUCUUAUUACACUGACAAUUAAGUUAAACAUAGAUAUAGUCUUACUAUAGAUGUCAGAGGGCCAUCCAGAGUAAUAGACGCAUUUAUUCCUAAAAGAACUGCUGUGUUUUGCAAAAGCAGAAACGGACUGUGACCAAUACAACUAAACAAAUUACCCCUGAAACGGGCUUGUUGGACAUACUGAAGAGAUGUUCACAUAUCCUUCUGUCAAAAUGUGAUCAUUAUGAUCUUUCUUUGGUAUUCUAUUUUGAGGUUUUCCCUUCUGAAGUCUAUAUAUGUCCUCUGAAACACAGUCAACUUUUUUGUUCAAAUUUCUUUGAUGCACAUUAUUGUGUUGGAUCUGAAAGUGCUUUUUGUUUCGGAAUGACACCAUACUAAAAUUCCCUUUGUAAAUCUGUUGAAAUAGCCUAAUUUUGUCAGGAAUGGUUCUUUCUAAUAAAGUUAAUCUAUAGUAUCACAGGAAUGGUUUGAUAGUUACAGAAAGGAGGAAAAGUUAAUGGAAAGGUGUAUAACAUGGUGACAGAGUCCCAAGAGAGGGAGGGUAUUGUCGAUAUACAACCUUGACUUCAUAUGGAACUCCAUAAGCCAAGGGCUGAGCAAAGAUUUGUACAUUUGUCACAUUUCAGUACAAUUAUUCAUUAAAAUGAAUGACAUGUUUCAGCAGACAGACCAAGACAGGAGAUAGUUGAUGGUAGGGGAGAGUCAUUUUAUUUGGUUAAUGUUUUAUAUAAAUGGAAAUCCAUGGAGCCAGCCAGUGGGUUGAUAUCAACUACAUUUUUUGUGACUGAAAAACCAAGCGUAGACAUGCUUUCAAUAUUUUAUAAAAGAAGCGUCAAACAUGGGUUUUCAAACUGUUUUGGCUUAGAGUUGGGAUGAGGGUAAUUAGUGAAGGUUUACAUAUAGCAUGGCAGAUUUCAUUUCAUUUACAAGAGGAAAAGCUGCAUAAACCAGAUGAUUAAUUUAAAAUAAAAGUUCUCAAUAAAGUUCUAAUGAACAUUGUUACAAGACAUAAGCCCAAAAAUAAAUUACUUGUACAUUCAAACACUGCACUGAAGAUCAGAAACAUUCACACUAUUAUCCUUUUGGAGAGGAUAUUGUAGAAGAGAUAAAUUGCUGAAGAGAGGGAAGAUGAAGGUAGCGACAAAAUAUCUAAAACAAAUACAUCAAGAAUACGAUCAAAGGAACAAGGCGCCAAUUGUGCAUUACUGAAAACUGAAGCUAACUUAAUCACACACAAAAUAUCUAAAUAAAAAUACUCUGAUGACUGAAAUAUGAUAUAGACUACAGUUUCUUAUAUUAGUAUACAAUGGGAAACAUGAUUCUUACUGUCAAUCGUAAACAGUAAUGUAUUUUAACUGCAGGCUGAAAUAUAUCAAUCUAGAUGUAAAACAAGUAAACAGCUUUAAAUCAUAAUGCGCCGUCUGUCAAUGUGGCAUAGGAAGAAUGAACAGAAAGUGGUAAGUUCCUUAAUGGUGUUACUUUUGACCAUAUAAUAGCAGUCAAUAGAAUCAAUAGAUUGUAUUCUGAAAAUAUAACGUGCUUUUUAUUCAUAAUAGAAAAUUAACUGUUCAUAGAAUAGACUUUUCAGGGUAUUGAAAAUAAAUGUAUGAUUCUCAAUUGUAAAAAUAAAAAAAUAACAUACAGUGGGGCAAAAAAGUAUUUAGUCAGCCACCAAUUGUGCAAGUUCUCCCACUUAAAAAGAUGAGAGGCCUGUAAUGUUCAUCAUAAGUACACAUCAACUAUGACAGACAUAAUGAGAAAAAAAUCCAGAAAAUCACAUUGUAGGAUUUUUUAUUUAUUUAUUUGCAAAUUAUGGUGGAAAAUAAGUAUUUGGUCAAUAACAAAGGUUUAUCUCAAUUUGUUAUAUACCCUUUGUUGGCAAUGACAGAGGUCAAACGUUUUCUGUAAGUCUUCACAAGGUUUUCACACACUGUUGCUGGUAUUUUGGCCCAUUCCUCCAUGCAGAUCUCCUCUAGAGCGGUGAUGAUUUGGGGCUGUUGAUGGGCAACACAGACUUUCAACUCCCUCCAAAGAUUUUCUAUGGGGUUGAGAUCUGGAGACUGGCUAGGCCACUCCAGGACCUUGAAAUGCUUCUUACGAAGCCACGCCUUCAUUACCCGGGCGGUGUGUUUGGGAUCAUUGUCAUGCUGAAAGACCCAGCCACGUUUCAUCUUCAAUGCCCUUGCUGAUGGAAGGAGGUUUUCACUCAAAAUCUCACGGUACAUGGCCCCAUUCAUUAUUUCCUUUACACGGAUCAGUCGUCCUGGUCCCUUUGCAGAAGAACAGCCCCAAAGCAUGAUGUUUCCACCCCCAUGCUUCACAGUGGGUAUGGUGUUCUUUGGAUGCAACUCAGCAUUCUUUGUCCUCCAAACACAACAAGUUGAGUUUUUACCAAAAAGUUAUAUUUUGGUUUCAUCUGACCAUAUGACAUUCUCCCAAUCUUCUUCUGGAUCAUCCAAAUGCUCUCUAGCAAACUUCAGACGGGCCUGGACACGUCUGACACUGCAGGAUUUGAGUCCCUGGCGGCGUAGUGUGUUACUUUGGUCCCAGCUCUCUGCAGAUCAUUCACUAGGUCCCCCAGUGUAGUUCUAGGAUUUUUGCUCACCGUUCUUGUGAUCAUUUUGACCCCACGGGGUGAGACCUUGCGUGGAGCCCCAGAUCGAGGGAGGGAGGACAGAAAGCCUCAGACAAUUUACAGUGUAUGCAUAUUUUAGUGGUUAAUGUAAUAUUUGGAAUAGCCGAAUAGUUGCCAAUUAAAAUAAUAUUUGCACCAGACUAGUAAAUAAGUAUUCUUCAGUGUGCAAACCAUACAUAUGAAACUAAUAAUCUGAGGAAUGCAUCUAAUAUUACAGUGAAUAAUAUACCAUAAGCAUUUGAGGACAGCCAGAGGAUUGCCUUUACGCAGAAGCCAUCAAAUGUUCUCUAUGUAUUUAGUUUUAGCUUAAAGAAGAUAUGCAUUUACUGAGCUAGCUGGGUGCAGUAUCCCUCUGAAGAUGAGUCUUCUGCAUUAGAAGUGUAUGAUGUGCACAAAAUGAUGGUAAAUACAGCAUGUUCACAAUCAGAAUACAUUCUAGAAAACAAGCCAACCGAGCUACCUCUUCUGAAAAUAUUGGGUGAGAUGGGUAACUUGACUAGACUUGACAGACGUUAACAAACACUGAAUACAUCAGGGAAGAGCUUUACGAAACAUAUCCUUGGGUUGUGU
Oncorhynchus nerka (sockeye salmon) is the source of this 7217-nucleotide messenger RNA. RefSeq names its product alpha-2,8-sialyltransferase 8B-like. The record is from RefSeq and is a predicted model, not a curated record. Bases 292 to 1428 code for a protein of 378 amino acids. Gene Ontology annotation, biological process: oligosaccharide metabolic process; N-glycan processing. The transcript is spliced from 6 exons. Gene Ontology annotation, molecular function: alpha-N-acetylneuraminate alpha-2,8-sialyltransferase activity. Lineage: Eukaryota; Metazoa; Chordata; Actinopteri; Salmoniformes; Salmonidae.